AUCAUCCUACUUUCUCUAGGGCUUAUAUCAAGUACUGUCCCUCUCUGUCAGCACCGAAACAGUCACAGAGCCUACAGAGAGACAGAGAGAGAGAGAAAUUAUGGAUUCGUUUUCUUCACAUUCAAGUGUGGGAUCUGGGUCACCCCAAAUUUCAGAUGAAGACUUGAAGGACCAGUUAAAGAAUCAACUUGCACAAGCUUAUGCCCAGGAGUUCCUUGAGAUGGAAAAUCCUCAAAUUCAAAAUGCUUUAUCCACAGGCACUACACCAACAUCAACAAAUUCUCCAACUUCAAAAACUAACGCAGAAUCAACCACUGCAGGAUCCACCACAGAUACAAAAGGUAAACAACCUCAAGUCCUUACAUCAAGGAAAAGAAAUGCUGAUGAUAAAAAAAAAUCACAAAUUUGGGAUCACUUUACAAAACUUGAUGUUGAUCCUAAAGCCCCUAAAGGUGAAUGUAAUUAUUGUGGGAAACAUGUUGCAUGUCAUACUAUUGUUAAUGGCACAAGUAAUAUGUGGAGUCAUUUAAAAGUGUGCAAAAAGUUUCCUUUUGUGGUUGAUAAGAAACAAAAGGUUUUGGUAUUAGAACCUAAGAUAGAGAAGGGUGAAUUGGGAGAACAAAAUGUGGGAACUCUUAAGGCAAUAUGUUAUAAUUAUGAUGAAUGUAGACAAGCACUAGCAAAGAUGGUUAUAAUUGAUGAGUUGCCUUUUAAUUUUGUGGAGGGUUGGGGAUUUAAAUUGUUUGCUAGGACUAUGCAACCUAGAUUUGUCAUUCCUUCUCGUUUCACUAUUAUGAGAGAUUGUUUGAAGCUUUAUGUUGAAGAGAAGGAUAGAUUGAGGACAGCUCUUAGGGGUCAACGAUUGUGCUUAACAACAGAUACAUGGACAUCAAUCCAAAAUAUUAACUAUAUGUGUUUAACAGCUCAUUGGAUUGAUAAUGAGUGGAAUUUGCAUAAAAGAAUUCUCAAUUUUUGUCAAGUUUCCAAUCAUAUGGGUGAGACAAUUGGUCAAGUUAUUGAGAAUUGUAUGUUAGAGUGGGGGAUUGAUAAAGUUUUGACUGUUACAGUAGAUAAUGCAAGCUCUAAUAAUGUGACUAUUUCAUUUUUGAAAAAUGUGAUGAAAGAUUGGCCAACUAAUAUAUUGUCAAAUGAGCAUUUGCAUGUUAGAUGUUGUGCACACAUUGUAAACCUCAUUGUGUGUGAUGUCUUGAAAGAGAUUAAUGUUUCAGUUGUUAAGAUUCGAAAUGCAAUUAGGUUUGUGAGAUCUUCACCGUCGAGGCAACUUGCAUUUAAGAAGUGUGCAGAAAAGUUGCAUAUAGAGUGUAAGAAAUCAUUGUGUUUAGAUGUUGCAACUCGAUGGAAUUCAACUUAUCUUAUGCUAGAAGCUGCUGAAAAGUUUGAAAAGGUGUUUGUAAGGUUAGCUGAAAAAGAACCUAGGUAUAUGAGUUACUUUUUGGAGGUUGAUUCAAAGGGGAAUAAAAAAAACAUAGGGCCACCUAGUUUGGAGGAUUGGAAAAAUGCUAGAACUUUGGUGAAGUUCUUAAAGAUCUUUUAUAUGGUUACAUUGAGAUUUUCUGGCUCAUUGCAUGUCACAUCAAAUUCUUUCUUCAAUGAAUUAAUUUACAUGCAUACAAACUUGUUGCAAUUGUGUAAAAACAAAGACAAUAUUUUAAGUGGAAUGGCGAUGAAUAUGAUGUUAAAGUUUGAGAAGUAUUGGGGUUUUGAAGGAAAUCAGAAUUUUUUGUUAUACGUGGCUAAUGUCUUAGAUCCACGUUUCAAGUUGAAAUAUGUGAAAUUUUGUUUUGGUGAUUUGUAUGAUUAUGACAAAGCACAAUUGCUAACAAAUAAGGUGAAAGAUGUUUUGGUGAGCUUGUAUGAGUUUUAUUUGAAAAUUGAUGAAGUGGUGGAUAAUAAUAGGCAUAAACAAGAUGUUAAUGUUAUUGAUGAUGUGGAGGUAGAUGUUGACAUUUUGGCUCAGUUCAAAAGAUAUUUACAGGAGAUGGAUAGAGUGGAAAAUAAAAAUGAGGUUGAGAGGUAUUUGAUUGAUAGUUGUGAGGAUCCUAAUAAUGAUAAGUUAGAUAUUUUGGGUUGGUGGAAGAGUAAUUCUUUGAGAUAUAAGACACUUUCAAAGGUUGCACAACAUGUUCUGGCUAUUCCUAUAUCCACAGUGGCUUCUGAAUCAGCAUUUAGCACAGGUGGUCGUGUACUCGAUCAGUUUCGAAGUUCUCUACCUUCAGCAACUGUUCAAGCACUCAUUUGUUGUCAAAAUUGGUUGCAUCAUGGAUCAAUUCCAACUGAUAUUAGAAGCUUGAUAAAUGAUCUUGAAACCUACAAAAACCUUGAGUCAGAAUUUGGUGGAAAGUUACAUCUAGCAACGGAUGAUAAUUAGUUCAAAAGUUACUUUGAUGGUUUUGAUGUCAAUAGUAUUAAGGAAUCAAAGUGUAAUGUUCUUGCCAUCUUGAUGUGCUUUUCGAUUAGGAUGAUGUGCACAAUGAAGAUUUAUAUUUUUUGCAUAAAGUGUUUUAUUUUUUAUGGCAAGGUUAUUUGUUGUUUCUUUUUAAGACCUUUUGAAGGUGAUGCUUUGUAAUUUAAAUUUUAACUUGGUGUGUGUGUUAUUUAAA
Messenger RNA from Populus trichocarpa (black cottonwood), 2621 nucleotides. Its product is annotated as zinc finger BED domain-containing protein RICESLEEPER 2-like. NCBI's taxonomy places the organism in Eukaryota, Viridiplantae, Streptophyta, Magnoliopsida, Malpighiales, Salicaceae. Gene Ontology annotation, molecular function: DNA binding; protein dimerization activity. The coding region runs from base 101 to 2389 and encodes 762 amino acids. The transcript is spliced from 4 exons. The record is from RefSeq and is a predicted model, not a curated record.